Messenger RNA from Syzygium oleosum, 3725 nucleotides. RefSeq lists its product as uncharacterized. NCBI's taxonomy places the organism in Eukaryota, Viridiplantae, Streptophyta, Magnoliopsida, Myrtales, Myrtaceae. The record is from RefSeq and is a predicted model, not a curated record. The transcript has 15 exons. Bases 887 to 3280 code for a protein of 797 amino acids.
AGAAUCGCACCUCCAAAAGUCGCAGAAAUCGCCCAACACAUGCACAGCUAUUAUUCAUGCCUCUCCAGCGAUCCGUGAUCCAUCCUAAAUUCUAAAGCUAAUCUAUCGAUACUCUCGCUCUCUCUCUCUCUCUCGCUUUCUCGCUCGUCUUCCCUUUGCUCGAGUCCAAGCCGAGCGGGAGUCGCAUCGGUCCCUUCGAAGCAACGCCAGCAGGUCCGCUACCGCCGGCGACGGCGACGGCGACGGCGCCGGCGACUAGGGUUUUCGGACCCAGAAACCCGCGAAUCCGGCGAUGCGCUUUGCUGCAUUCCGCGCGUAACUCCCGGGGGAUUGAAGGGUUCGAGAGAGUUCACCUCGACUUUGGGGGGAUUUCAGGUGAGUCGUUCCUUCGAAUCGAACUCGGAUCUGCGAUGCGGGAGCCCUGUUUUGUGUGUUCUCUCUGUUCUAAGGGUCUGGUUCGAGCGUGAAUGGGGGGCACUUUGAAGUGGGAAUCCGGAUAGCGAGUGUUCGGAUCAAUGGGCCUGAGGAAAGUUGGUUUCUUUGCUGAAAAUGUUCUGCAUUUCGUCGUGGCGGCGUGACAGCCGCCGAUCGCGGUUCUAUCGACAUCGCCAGGCGCUGCGAUUUAAUUCUACGAGCGAUCGUCUAAAACUGGAAGCUAAUUAACGCCCCUUUGCCCUUUAUUAAUUUAAUAGGAGAGUGAACUGGGAGAGGGAUUGCUGGUGAACUAAUUGGUGUGCAAGUCUAGGAAGCACCAUCCUCUUUUCGGAAAUAUGGUGUGAUUGGAAGAGUUUUAAAAUAUAGUUUGAUCUUUUGGCUUGUGGAGCUGGAGAUAUGAUGCUUGACUGAAAGGAGGUGGAAUGCGAAACUGCGGAAUUCUGAAUAACAUAUGUUUCGGCGUAUUGGGUGGUUUAUUGGUCUGAACAAUCAUAGUUAUUCAGCGAAGAGGUUACCUGAUGCCAAACCACGACCGGCUAAGGUUAAGCCGGUGGCUAUUAUGGACACGACGCAGGAGAUUGCCAUUUACAUCCACAGAUUUCACAAUCUGGACCUUUUUCAACAAGGGUGGUAUCAAAUUAAAAUUACUAUGAAGUGGGAGGACAGCCAACAUGGCAUACCAGGAACUCCAGCAAGAGUGGUUCAGUAUGAAGUUCCUGAUUUGGGUUCUGAUGACAUACAUGGUAUAUGGAGGAUCAAUGAUACAGAUAACAGUUUCUCAACACAGCCCUUUCGGAUCAAAUAUGCGAGGCAGGAUGUUCUUUUAUCAAUCAUGGUGUCAUUUAAUUUACCUCUUGGUAAAUUUGAGGGUCCAUCCACAUCAGCUGUAGUAUUGAAGUUUGAGCUUAUGUAUGCUCCCAUAUCCGAGAGCGGGUCUGGGUUGCAGGCUUCUCUGGAUUCUUGUGCUGCUGCUGUUCAUGAAUUCCGAAUACCUCCGAAGGCUCUUCUAGGAUUGCAUUCAUAUUGCCCUGUCCAUUUCGAUGCUUUCCAUGCUGUGCUUGUUGAUACAACUGUGCAUAUCAGUCUGUUAAGAUCUGGUUCUGGUGUUUCACCUCCAAAGGUAAACAGAGAUUCUCGUAAUGUUGAAGAGCUUUCUGGUGAAAAUAUUCGUGGGCUUGGUCAGGCUGUAGGUCGGCUGUCUUCCUUUGAUGACAGACAAUUGACAGUUCUAAGAGGAUUAUUAGCUGCUCGGGACCUACUAGUUGAAGAGCUGCAAAAUCUCAGCAAAGCAAUUGACCGACCUAUAGAUUUAACAGAUGUUACUGCAGUAGAUGAUAAGACACUGACUGACCUGAGAGCUGAAUUGGGUAUUGCAGAUGUAAAGGUCUUGGGCCCUGAUAAGCUACAAAAUGGUAUUGAGAAAGCAAAUCAAAAUGUAGAUACGCGGAUGGGUGGAUUGCUCCAUUCCUCAUCCAGGGAAGACUUGUUUCAUUCUUUUCAUUUGUUGGGAAACCAGGCGCUCUAUUUGUGGAAUACUUUUCUGAAGUUCCACAGGGCUAAUAAAACUAGCAUAAUGGAAUAUCUUCGCGAUGCAUGGGCUACUGAUCGAAGAGCUGAAUGGUCGAUAUGGAUGGUGUAUACAAAGGUUGAGAUGCCGCUUCACUAUAUCCACAGUGGAGCUGAUGAGCCAACUCACAGGAGAGUGUCAAGUUUGUGGAAAUUAGCUGAUGAUCCUGCCCAAAGUGCAGCCAUGCGCGCUGAUCUUCACCGCCGUAGUAUUGCCCAAAUGAGGAUAAACAGUCGUUCUAUCCAGGACAUGCAUAUAUUCGGAGAACCUUCACAUAUUCCAAUAGUAAUUGUGGAGCGUGUGGUCAAUGCACCGAGACGUACAGUUAGUGUAAAUUCAUACUUUAAUCACAUGAAUCUGAAAGAUUAUCCAGGUUUGCUAGGUGGACCCAGUUACGAGGCUGCCAAAAAACCAUCUACGCAACAGAAUGGUCGCAUUUUGAAGGCGGUCGUUUUUGUGCAUGGAUUUCAGGGACAUCAUCUUGAUUUGCGGCUUGUCCGAAAUCAGUGGUUGCUGAUAGAUCCAAAAAUUGAAUUUCUCAUGUCUGAAGUAAAUGAAGAUAAGACAUCUGGGGACUUCAAAGAAAUGGGACAGAGGUUGGCACAGGAAGUUAUAUCUUUCCUUAAGAAGAAAAUGGACAAAAUUUCAAGGUCAGGAAGCUUGAGAAAUAUCAAGCUGAGCUUUGUUGGCCAUUCUAUUGGAAACAUUAUUAUACGAACUGCGUUGACUGAGGGCAUUAUGGAGCCAUACUUGAGAUAUCUUUAUACGUAUAUUUCAAUAUCUGGUCCACACUUGGGGUAUCUUUACAGUUCAAACUCACUGUUCAACUCGGGAUUAUGGCUUUUGAAGAAGUUGAAGGGAACCCAGUGUAUUCAUCAGCUUACUUUCACGGAUGAUGUAGAUCUCCAAAAUACAUUUUUGUACAAACUGUGUAAGCAGAAGACACUGGAGAGUUUCCGGCAUAUUAUCCUUUUAUCUUCACCACAGGAUGGGUAUGUUCCAUAUCAUUCUGCACGAAUUGAAUUGUGCCAGGCAUCCUCCUCUGACUACUCCAAGAAGGGCAAAAUUUUUCUGGAGAUGUUGAAUGAUUGCUUGGACCAAAUACGGGCUCCCUCAUCGGAGCAUAGAGUCUUUAUGCGCUGCGAUGUCAACUUUGAUACCUCCUCCCAGGGAAGGACCUUGAACACCCUGAUCGGGAGGGCUGCUCAUAUUGAGUUCUUGGAGACCGAUGCUUUUGCCAGAUUUGUAAUGUGGUCUUUCCCAGAAUUAUUCCGUUGAGAGUCUGAAUAUCUCGAUCGAUUACACUCGUCACAUCAGCUCCUUAGCCUAUCUCCAGCGAAACCUUUUUGGCACCCUACUUUGUCAAGAUGAUGGAUCAGUGUUGAUUGGCUUUUCGUGGCUGGAUUUUACAAUGCCAAAGCCAAGAGCUGGUUCGCAAGAGUUGGGGACAUGAAGAAGCACUACGCCCUUGAUCUUUUGCUUGCCGCACAGGCGCUCAGGUUUGAGCUUUGGAAGCCCUCAGCUGCUCUCGUAGAAAUGCCUCGAGAAUAGGCCGUGAUGAAUAUAUUCGGUUUGUAGGCUGAUGAACUUAAUCAGCCACUCCUUUGACAUGGUUGCUCUAUAUAUUGAUUUGUAAAUACUGGGGUCCAGAAUAUGGUAAUGUGUAUUCAGACCUCAUUUUGGCUUUUGCAAUAAUUUAGUAGCCAUCUAUCGUUGAUCUUCA